Messenger RNA from Python bivittatus (Burmese python), 10622 nucleotides. NCBI's taxonomy places the organism in Eukaryota, Metazoa, Chordata, Lepidosauria, Squamata, Pythonidae. The record is from RefSeq and is a predicted model, not a curated record.
GGCGGGGGGCGGUAGCAGCGGCAGCCGCCUGGCUGGCUGGUGUGUUGCUCGGCUUCUGCGGACGCGCUCGGGAACUAUCGGAUUAAACUUGAAUCGAGUGAAAUUACACAAAGGAGGGAAGCGGAUCCGGGACCCGGUGGAAACCUCGAGGACCCUCAGUGACCCCCUCGCCGGCCCGGAUCAGGGGUAUCCGCCCGCCUCCCUUUGACCGCCCGGCCGAAACCAACUCCCGGUGCGUGUGCGCCUGUGUGGGUCUCUUCUCUCAGCGCUUGUUUGUUUGUUUGUUUGUGGGGGAGAGGCGCUCCCGGGCGCUCCCGGCUCCCCCCUUCACCCCUGCUCCGCUUUCGAGGACGGCGCCGAGCCCAUCCUGACCCGAUCAUCCACUGUAACGGAGACAAAAAAUCAUAGUGACUAUGACCCUAGCAGCAUGGGUAGCUGAUUUAUCCCAAUUAUAAAUCCAGUUAGUUUGCAGUAAUGUGACUGGUAACAAGCUGCCUGACACUCCGUGGUCCACAACGUUAAGGAAAUAUGGAAUGACAUGACGGCAAUUAGUUGAGGAUUAAGGCUCUGAAGACAAACACCUUGGUGAGGUGAAGCACAAACUAGUAUUCUAGUUAUAAGGCACUGCAUGCUGGAACAAAGAUGGCAGAUCCAGGAAUGAUGAGUCUGUUUGGAGAAGAUGGGAAUAUUUUCAGUGAAGGACUGGAAGGCCUAGGUGAUUGUGGAUAUCCUGAAAACUCAGUAAACUCUAUGGGGCCACAAAUGCCUAUUGAUCAAGGAUUUCCCUCACUACAGUCAUCCCUUCAUCAUCCUACAACCAGUCAAAAUCAAGCAAAGUUGACCCACUUCGAUCACUAUAAUCAGUAUGAGCAGCAGAAAAUGCAUUUAAUGGAUCAGCCCAACAGAAUGAUGAGCAGUGCACCUGGCAAUGGCAUAGCCUCUCCUCAUUCACAAUAUCACAAUCCUCCAGUCCCCCAUGGUGGAGGCACUGGUAGUCAGAUGGGAGUCUAUCCUGGUAUGCAGAAUGAAAGACAUGGACAACCCUUUGUAGAUGGCAGCUCUAUGUGGGGGCCAAGGGCAGUACAUGUGCCAGACCAGAUAAGAGCACCAUACCAGCAGCAGCAACCACCAACUGCCCAGCCACCACCAACAACAUCGGGACCACCUGGACAGGGACAUCCUCAGCACAUGCAGCAAUUGGGAAAUUACAUGGCUCGUGGUGACUUUUCAAUACAGCAGCACAGUCAACCCCAGCAACAGAGGAUAAAUCAAUUUUCUCAAAGCCAGGAAGGUCUUAAUCAGGGAAAUCCUUUCAUUACCACCUCAGGACCUGGCCACAUGUCUCAUGUGCCCCAACAGAAUCCAAGCAUUGGGCCGCCUUUACGUCAUUCAGUGCAACAGUUUCAUCAUCAUCCCCCCACUGCUCUCCAUGGAGAAUCAGUAGCCCACAGUCCCAGAUUCUCUCCCAACCCUCCUCAACAGGGUGCUGUUAGGCCGCAAACACUUAAUUUUAGUUCUCGGGGCCAGACAGUACCUUCACCUACUAUAAACAGCUCAGGGCAGUAUUCUCGUUAUCCUUACAGUAACCUAAAUCAGGGAUUAGUAAACAAUACAGGGAUGAAUCAGAAUUUAGGCCUUACAAAUAACACUCCAAUGAAUCAGUCUGUACCAAGGUACCCAAAUGCCGUAGGGUUUCCAGCUAACAGUAGUCAAGGACUAAUACACCAGCAGCCCCUUCACCCUAGUGGCUCACUUAACCAAAUGAAUACUCAAGCUAUGCACCCAUCACAGCCUCAGGGAACUUACGCUUCUCCACCUCCCAUGUCACCUAUGAAAGCAAUGAGUAAUCCAGCAGGUACUCCUCCACCACAGGUCAGGCCUGGUAGUGCUGGAAUACCAAUGGAAGUUGGCAGUUAUCCAAAUAUACCCCAUCCUCAGCCAUCUCACCAGCCACCUAGUGCCAUGGGAAUUGGACAGAGGAGUAUGGGCCCUCGGAAUAUACAACAGAAUCGGCCAUUCAUGGGUAUGUCUUCAGCACCACGGGAAAUGGGUGGUCACAUGAGACCAAAUGGCUGUCCAGGUGUUAGCCUUGCUGAUCCACAAGCAAUACAAGAACGAUUAAUAUCUGGUCAGCAGCAUCCCAGUCAGUCAUCUUUUCAACAGCAAAUGCCAACAUGUCCUCCCAUGCAGCCUCAUCCAGGAAUUCAUCAUCAGUCUUCACCACCACCACAUUCUCACCAUCAGCCUUGGGCACAACUUCACCAAUCACCACAGAACACACCGCAAAAAGUGCCUGUCCUUCAGCAUUCUCCAUCAGAGCCCUUCCUAGAAAAACCAGUGCCAGACAUGUCUCAGGUUAGUGGACCGAAUGCCCAGCUACUGAAAAGUGAUGAUUACCUUCCUUCAAUUGAGCUGCAACCACAGCAGAAGAAAAAGAAGAAGAAAAACAAUCAUAUUGUUGCAGAAGGUCCCAGUAAAGGAUUUAGUAAGGAAGGCUUUCCUGGUGGGCCUGAUAACCAGGAUCCUACCAGAAAAGCCCUAGAAUGUUCCCAGGAAGAAAAAAAGAAAAAGAAGAAACCUAAGGUGAAAAAGGACCCGAAGGAUCUGAAAGAACCCAAGGAGAAGAAGGAGCCUAAGGAACCCAAGACUCCCAAAACCCCCAAGAUCCCCAAAGAGCCAAAGGAGAAGAAAGCAAAACAUACCACGCCAAAACCCAAGACCAGCAAAAAAGCAAGUAACAAGAAACCAGAAUCAGAAUCUAGUGCAGUGAAGAAAAAGGUCAACAAGGGAAAGGAAGGUUCUGAAAACUCAGAUGUGGAAAAAACACCACUAGGAUCGCCACAUCCUGAAGAAGAUGAUGAUGCAGGAGUUCAGAAGAGGCGUUCAAGCAGACAGGUUAAAAGAAAACGUUAUACAGAAGACUUGGAAUUCAAGAUUUCUGAUGAAGAAGUUGAUGAUGCAGAUGGUGCUGGAAGAAACUCCCCUUCAAAUAACUCUCAGUCCGAGCAACAGGAAUCUUCUGAUGCUGAAGGUCCCGUAGUAGAAAAAAUUUUGAGUAGCCGCAUAAUCAAGAAACAGAUGGAGAAUGGAGAAGAAACAGAAUCAGAAGAAUUCUAUGUAAAAUACAAAAACUUCUCUUACCUCCACUGUCAAUGGGCAUCUGUGGAAGUACUGGACAAAGACAGGAGAAUUCAACAGAAGAUUAAAAGAUUUAAAGCAAAGCAGGCUCAAAAUAAGUUCCUUUCAGAGAUAGAUGAUGAACUUUUUAAUCCUGAUUAUGUUGAAGUUGAUCGAAUAAUGGAUAUUUCACAUAGCAAGGAUGAUAAUGGAGAGCCUGUGACUCAUUAUUUGGUGAAAUGGUGUUCACUUCCAUAUGAAGACAGCACAUGGGAAUUAAAGCAAGACAUAGAUCAAGCUAAGAUUGAAGAAUAUGAGAGACUAGUGGCUAGGGAGCCAGAAACAGAACGUGUGGAGCGACCUCCUGCUGAUGACUGGAAGAAAUCAGAAUGUUCCAGAGAAUAUAAAAACAACAACAAACUCAGGGAAUACCAGUUGGAAGGAGUAAACUGGCUUCUUUUCAACUGGUACAACACGCGCAACUGCAUUUUAGCAGAUGAAAUGGGAUUGGGAAAAACUAUCCAGUCCAUUACAUUUCUCUAUGAGAUAUACUUAAAAGGAAUCCAUGGUCCAUUUUUGGUUAUUGCCCCAUUGUCUACAAUCCCCAAUUGGGAAAGAGAAUUCCGUACUUGGACAGAGUUGAAUGUUGUGGUGUAUCAUGGGAGCCAAGCCAGUCGAAGGACAAUUCAGUCAUAUGAAAUGUACUUCAAAGACCCACAGGGUCGUGUAAUUAAAGGAUCAUACAAAUUUCAUGCCAUCAUUACAACAUUUGAAAUGAUUUUGACUGAUUGUCCUGAGCUCCGUAACAUUCCAUGGCGUUGUGUGAUCAUUGAUGAAGCUCACAGGCUGAAGAACAGAAAUUGUAAGCUGCUAGAAGGGCUCAAAAUGAUGGACCUGGAACACAAGGUGCUUCUAACAGGUACUCCUUUGCAAAACACUGUAGAAGAGCUUUUUAGCUUGCUCCAUUUCUUGGAACCAAGUCGUUUUCCUUCAGAAACCACUUUCAUGCAAGAGUUUGGUGAUCUAAAAACUGAGGAACAGGUUCAAAAACUCCAAGCAAUCUUAAAACCAAUGAUGUUGAGAAGGCUCAAAGAAGAUGUGGAGAAGAACCUGGCACCCAAGGAAGAAACUAUUAUUGAAGUUGAAUUGACAAACAUUCAGAAAAAAUACUACAGAGCUAUUCUUGAAAAGAAUUUCACAUUUUUGUCAAAAGGAGGUGGUCAAGCAAAUGUUCCUAAUCUGUUAAACACUAUGAUGGAAUUGAGAAAAUGUUGCAACCAUCCAUACCUUAUAAAUGGUGCUGAAGAGAAAAUUUUGGAAGAGUUUAAAGAAACACACAAUCCUGACUCUCCAGAUUUUCAGCUCCAGGCAAUGAUCCAGGCUGCUGGCAAGCUAGUACUGAUUGACAAGUUGCUGCCAAAAUUGAAGGCUGGUGGCCACAGGGUGCUUAUCUUUUCCCAGAUGGUGCGCUGCUUGGACAUACUGGAAGACUACCUCAUUCAAAGACGGUAUCCUUAUGAACGAAUUGAUGGCAGAGUGAGAGGCAACCUUCGUCAAGCAGCUAUUGAUAGGUUUUCCAGACCUGAUUCUGACAGAUUUGUUUUUCUACUAUGCACAAGAGCAGGUGGCUUGGGGAUUAAUCUUACUGCUGCUGAUACCUGCAUCAUUUUUGAUUCAGAUUGGAAUCCUCAAAAUGAUCUUCAGGCUCAGGCUCGAUGUCACAGGAUAGGACAGAGCAAAUCAGUGAAAAUCUACAGAUUAAUAACAAGGAAUUCUUAUGAAAGGGAAAUGUUUGAUAAAGCAAGCUUAAAACUUGGUCUUGAUAAAGCUGUGCUUCAAUCCAUGAGCGGAAGAGAAAAUGCUACAAAUGGGGUUCAGCAGCUUUCCAAAAAAGAAAUAGAGGAUCUUUUGAGGAAAGGAGCUUAUGGUGCUUUAAUGGAUGAAGAAGAUGAAGGGUCCAAAUUCUGUGAAGAGGAUAUAGAUCAAAUUCUUUUGAGGCGAACACACACAAUCACAAUUGAGUCUGAGGGAAAAGGCUCCACAUUUGCAAAGGCUAGUUUUGUUGCAUCUGGUAACAGAACAGAUAUUUCUUUAGAUGAUCCUAAUUUCUGGCAGAAGUGGGCAAAAAAAGCCGAACUUGACAUUGAAGCCUUAAAUGGAAGGAACAAUCUAGUUAUUGAUACUCCAAGAAUAAGAAAGCAAACUAGAUUAUACAGUGCAGUCAAAGAAGAUGAACUGAUGGAAUUUUCAGACCUCGAAAGUGAUUCUGAAGAAAAACCUAGUAUAAAACUUCGUAGGCCACAGGACAAAUCCCAGGGAUAUGCAAGGAGUGAAUGUUUUAGAGUAGAAAAAAAUCUUUUGGUCUAUGGUUGGGGACGAUGGACUGAUAUCCUUCUACAUGGACGCUAUAAGCGUCAGCUAACUGAGCAAGAUGUGGAAACUAUCUGCCGAACUAUCCUUGUAUAUUGUCUCAAUCAUUACAAAGGAGAUGAGAACAUCAAAAGUUUUAUCUGGGAUUUGAUUACUCCAACUGCAGAUGGACAAACUCGGGCCUUAGUUAAUCAUUCUGGCUUGUCUGCACCAGUGCCCCGGGGGAGAAAAGGCAAAAAAGUAAAAGCUCAGAGUUCACAACCAGUGCUACAGAAUGCUGACUGGCUAGCCAGCUGUAAUCCAGAUGCCUUGUUUCAGGAGGACAGCUAUAAGAAACAUCUCAAACAUCACUGUAAUAAGGUCCUGCUGCGUGUCCGCAUGCUGUACUAUCUGAGGCAAGAAGUUAUAGGGGACCAAGCUGACAAGAUCUUAGAGGGUUCUGAUUCAAGUGAGAUUGAUAUUUGGAUUCCUGAACCAUUUCAUGCUGAAGUUCCUACAGACUGGUGGGAUAAGGAAGCAGAUAAAUCUCUUUUAAUUGGAGUGUUCAAACAUGGUUAUGAGAAGUACAAUUCUAUGAGAGCAGACUCUACUCUGUGUUUUCUGGAACGGGUUGGCAUGCCUGAUGCCAAGGCCAUUGCUGCUGAGCAGAGAGGGACAGAUCUAUUAACAGAUGGUGGUGAUGGAGGUGAUUUUGAUAGAGAAGAUGAAGACCCAGAAUAUAAACCAACCAGAAUUCCAUUCAAGGAUGAAAUUGAUGAAUUUGCAAAUUCACCUUCUGACAAGGAAGAAUCCAUAGAGCUCCAUGCAGGCAAGCACAGUGAAAAUAGUGCUGAUUUUGGUCAACUCUACUGGCCAAACACUUCAACCCUGACUACUCGCUUGCGCCGCCUCAUUACUGCCUAUCAACGUAGCUAUAAAAGGCAACAAAUGAGGCAAGAAGCUCUAAUGAAGACUGACCGGCGUCGACGGCGACCUCGUGAAGAAGUGAGAGCACUGGAAGCAGAAAGAGAAGCUAUAAUAACAGAAAAACGUCAAAAGUGGACAAGAAGAGAGGAAGCAGAUUUUUAUCGUGUUGUGUCUACUUUUGGAGUUAUUUUUGAACCUAUAAAGCAACAGUUUGAUUGGAACCAGUUCAGAGCCUUUGCCAGACUUGAUAAGAAAUCUGACGAAAGUUUGGAGAAGUACUUCAGUUGUUUUGUAGCUAUGUGUAGGCGAGUGUGUCGAAUGCCAGCCAAACCAGAUGAAGAACCUCCUGAUCUUUCUACUGUGAUUGAGCCUAUCACGGAAGAACGUGCUUCUCGAACUUUAUAUCGUAUAGAACUCUUGCGGAAAGUUCGAGAACAGGUUCUCCAUCACCCACUAUUGGCAGAGAGGCUAAAAUUGUGUCAGCCAAGUUUGGAUUUACCAGAAUGGUGGGAAUGUGGCAAACAUGAUAAAGAUUUAUUGAUUGGAGCUGCUAAACAUGGAGUCAGCAGGACAGAUUAUCAUAUCCUGAAUGAUCCUGAACUUUCUUUUCUUGAUUCUCAUAAAAAUUUUGCUCAAAAUAGAGGUGGUGGUAAUCUGACUACCAUAUCUCUAUUAAAUCCACUGGGUGUUUGCUGUAGUCAGUCAAUGUCUAUUAUCCCAACCUCACUAGUACAAGAUGAAAAAUCUGGAGAACAAGUUGAGGUUAAACUGGAAGGUGCUGAAAAAAUACCAGCCAAAGAAAAGUCUGGCAGUAAAGAGGAGGAGGAAGCAGCAGAUGUUGCAGUAAAAAGUGAUAAGGAGGAGGCUGAGGCUGCUCCUGUUAAAUGUGAAAUAAAGGACAUAGAACUGAGUACAGAAGUUGAUCCUAAAUCAAUUUCUGAGAAAGGUUCAGAAGAUGAUGAAGAAGAAAAACUUGAUGAUGAUGACAAGUCAGAAGAAUCUUCCCAACCUGAAGCAGGAAUGAUUUCUCGGGGUAAGAAUUUUGAUGAAGAAAGCAAUGCAUCCCUGAGCACUGCAAGGGAUGAAACGCGUGAUGGAUUUUAUAUGGAAGAUGGAGACCCAUCAGUAGCCCAGCUGCUUCAUGAAAGAACAUUUGCUUUUUCUUUUUGGCCUAAGGAUCGAGUAAUGAUCAACCGAUUAGACAACAUCUGUGAAGCAGUGCUGAAGGGAAAGUGGCCAAUAAAUAGACGCCAGAUGUUUGAUUUCCAGGGGCUUAUACCUGGGUAUACACCAGCAGCUGUGGACAGCCCAUUACAGAAAAGAAGCUUUGCUGAACUCUCCAUGGUUGGUCAGGCCAGCAUCAGUGGCAGUGAAGAUGUCUCCAUAUCUCCUCAGUUAUCUAAGGAAGAUGUACUCAAUUUAUCAGUUCCACGCCAGCGGAGGAGGCGGAGGAGGAAGAUUGAAAUUGAGGCCGAAAGGGCAGCCAAGAGGAGAAAUUUAAUGGAAAUGGUUGCCCAAUUGCGAGAAUCACAGAUUGUCUCAGAAAAUGGGCAAGAAAAAAUUGUAGACUUAUCAAAGGCCUCACGGGAGGCAACAAGUUCUACCUCAACUUUUUCAGCUGUUCCUUCAAAGUUUCUGUUAUCUUCUGUUUCAACACCAGUGUCUGAUGCCUUUAAAACUCAAAUGGAGCUGCUACAAGCAGGCCUCUCUCGCACACCGACAAGACAUCUGCUAAAUGGUUCCUUAAUUGAUGUAGAGCCACCCAUGAAAAGGAGAAGAGGAAGAAGGAAAAAUGUAGAAGGUCUUGAUCUUUUAUUUAUAAGCAGCAAGCAAGCAUCACUGACAGCAGAGGAUGCAGAAGUGACCAAAGUGUUUGAUGAAGAAAUGGAACCUCCUCCACCAAGAAACAUUCCAUCUCCUGGGCAACUGGAUCCUGACACUCAUAUUCCUGUCAUUAAUAUGGAAGAUGGGACCAGACUAGUGGGAGAGGAUGCACCUAAAAACAAGGAUUUAGUUGAAUGGCUUAAAUUGCAUCCCAUGUAUACUGUUGAUAUGCCAAGUUAUGUACCAAAGAGUGCAGAUGUGCUGUUUUCCCCAUUUCAGAAACCGAAGCAAAAACGGCACAGAUGUCGAAAUCCUAAUAAAUUGGAUAUAAACACCUUAACUGGAGAAGAAAGGGUUCCUGUUGUAAAUAAACGGAAUGGGAAAAAGAUGGGUGGUGCUAUGGCCCCACCAAUGAAGGACUUGCCAAGAUGGCUGGAAGAAAAUCCGGAAUUUGCUGUUGCUCCAGAUUGGACUGACAUUGUUAAGCAGUCUGGUUUUGUUCCAGAAUCCAUGUUUGACCGUCUUCUCACAGGUCCCGUUGUGCGGGAAGAGGGUGCAAGCAGAAGAGGGAGAAGGCCAAAAAGUGAAAUUGCCAAAGCAGCUGCAGCAGCUGCUGCUGUAGCUUCAACAUCGGGAAUUAACCCACUGAUAAUGAACAGUCUGUUCGCUGGAAUGGAUCUCGCAAGCCUUCAGAAUUUACAAAACCUCCAAUCUCUCCAACUUGCAGGUCUCAUGGGCUUCCCUCCAGGACUAGCGACAGCUGCUGCUGCUGCUGGAGGUGAUUCUAAAAAUCCAGCUGCUAUGCUGCCUCUGAUGUUGCCAGGUAUGGCAGGGUUGCCCAAUAUGUUUGGACUGAGUGGAUUGUUGAAUAACCCAAUAACAGCUGCUUCUGGAAACACCACUAUGGCUUCCAGUCAAGGAGAAAGUGAAGAUGGCACUUCAAAAGUAGAAGAAAAGAAGAAUGAGAAUGAAGAGGAGAACAAAGACUCUGAGAAAAGCACAGACAUUGUUUCAGCUACUGACUCUGCAAAUGGAUCUGUUGGUGCAACUGCUGCUGCGGCCUCUGCUACCACCACAAGCAACACUGGAUUGCCUGCCAACCCUCUAACCUUCAAUCCUUUCCUUCUGUCAACGAUGGCCCCUGGCCUGUUUUACCCUUCUAUGUUUCUACCUCCAGGAUUGGGAGGAUUGACACUACCUGGUUUCCCAGCAUUAGCGGGACUUCAGAAUGCAGUGGGCUCCAGUGAUGUGAAGGUUACUGAUAAAACUGAAGGAUCUGCCUUUAAAGAUGAAGAAAAUCUAGAGGGCAGUGAUGCAGAGGAGAGCCUUGAUAAAACUGCAGAUUCCUCUGCUUUAGAAGAUGAAAUAGCACAGGGUGAAGAAUUAGACUCACUUGAUGGGGGGGAUGAAAUAGAAAACCAUGAAAAUGAUGAUUAAGCAGUACAAGUUACUGUUCAAGUGUUUUAAACUUUUGACAAGUGGUAGUCCUACUGUUUACACUCACAGUUAAUGUCCAUACUUAGUUUUAUAAGCUGUUCUGUAACAUAGUGUAGCAAACAAAAAGUUCAAGUCAUGUUAUACAGAUGAGUCAAAAGGUAUCUUGGUCAUUAAGUAUUGUGCAGUGCAUUAUUUAUUAUCCCUAGAAGAGAUGAAAUGGAGAGGUGAUCAUAUCUUUUUAAGGAAAUUGACAUAAUGCUCUGCUUUUUUUUUUCCUUUGGUACCAUUGGUAUUAUAAAGCAGCAAUUUGUAAUAGAGUGGCACUAAAUAGAAGGAAGUGCUGCUGAAAGGAAGUAUGAAGUUAUAUAUUUAAUUAUUAAUUUUUAAUUUUUGCUGUGAAGGUCAAGAUGAAUUUUAACAUACAUAUCAUUCUUACAUAUCAUUUUGACUGUAUGGAAGUUCACUCGUGCACAUAUGUGCACAUGCACACACACACAUAUAUACACACAUUCUCUGACAAUCUCCAUGAUAGUGUGAAUGUCUCUCUGUCUUGAGAUACAGCAAUAAUAAGGCAGCUGUUGAAUGUGAAGAGUACCUUUUGGAAAUUGCCCACUGAAAAGGUUCUUGCAGGAUAAAACUACAGUUAAAUCGUCUCGUGAUUUUGUAAUGCACUGGUAAAACAAUUUUUUUUAAAAAUCAGGUACCUUUUUAAAUUAAAGGACUUUGUUACUUUAGCCACAAAGCUAAACAGAUUACCUCAACUCUAAAGUAGCCUUGAAGUUUACAGACAUGACUUUGUAAAUGUAUUUGUUUUUCUUUUUUGUGAUGUCUUUUUAUUCCCCCCCCCACCUUGGAAAUUGCUAUCAUGUAAGAUAAGAUGUAAAUUGCUGCCAACUGUAGUAAUGAUGCUUUUAAUAAAAGUGACUCAUGAUAUGUAAGGUGUAAUUCAUAGAAUAUAGUGAUCAGAA